AUGGAGGAGAAGCCAAGGACCGUGGCCUUUGCUCUGGCCAUAGUCCUGGUGGUGGCCACCACCAUGGAGAUGAGCUUGGCGUCUGGUGCCCAGGGGUUUUGCAAUAUGACCAGGGACGAGCUGAUGGCCUGCAAGCCCAGCAUUAGCACGGCGAAACCCGUGGAGAAGCCCGCCGACGCGUGCUGCACGGCGCUCUCCCAUGCCGACCUGCCCUGCCUCUGUGCCUAUAAGAACUCCGGCAUGCUGCCAUACCUCGGCAUCGACCCCAACCUCGCCAUGCAGCUCCCGGCCAAAUGCAGCGUCCCUGCACCCGCACAGUGCUGA
Messenger RNA from Phoenix dactylifera (date palm), 324 nucleotides. RefSeq names its product putative lipid-transfer protein DIR1. Gene Ontology annotation, biological process: systemic acquired resistance. The record is from RefSeq and is a predicted model, not a curated record. NCBI's taxonomy places the organism in Eukaryota, Viridiplantae, Streptophyta, Magnoliopsida, Arecales, Arecaceae. Gene Ontology annotation, molecular function: fatty acid binding.